This is a messenger RNA of Penicillium oxalicum, 636 nucleotides long. RefSeq names its product glycoside hydrolase family 11 protein. Lineage: Eukaryota; Fungi; Ascomycota; Eurotiomycetes; Eurotiales; Aspergillaceae. The coding region runs from base 1 to 636 and encodes 211 amino acids. Gene Ontology annotation, molecular function: hydrolase activity, hydrolyzing O-glycosyl compounds. The record is from RefSeq and is a predicted model, not a curated record. Gene Ontology annotation, biological process: xylan catabolic process. The transcript is spliced from 2 exons.
AUGAAGGUCUUCGCAACCUUGGCUGGCCUCUUGGCCACGGCCCUCGCGGCCCCUUCCACCGAGCACGCGCUUGUGGCCCGCCGUAACGGUAUCGACUACGUCCAAAACUACAACGGCAACUUGGGUGCCUUUAGCUACAACCAGGGUGCUGGCCAGUUCUCCAUGUACUGGGACAACGGUGUGAACAAUGACUUCGUCGUUGGUCUGGGAUGGCGCACUGGCUCGAAGAGCCCCAUCACCUACUCGGCCACCUAUGACGCCGCCAGCUCUGGCUCGUACCUUGCUGUGUACGGCUGGAUCAACUCGCCCCAGGCCGAGUACUACGUUGUCGAGUCCUACGGCACCUACAACCCCUGCAGUCAGGCCCAGAGCUUGGGCACGAUCACCUCGGACGGAGGUACCUACCAGGUCUGCACCGACACCCGCUACAACCAGCCCUCCAUAACUGGUACCAGCACCUUCACCCAGUUCUUCUCGGUCCGCCAGAACAAGCGCACCUCCGGCACGGUCACCAUCAACAACCACUUCAACUUCUGGGCCCAGCACGGGUUCGGCAACAGCAACUUCAACUACCAGGUCAUGGCCGUCGAAGCAUUCAACGGUCACGGUCACGCCAGCGUCCAGGUCUCUGGUUAA